Carica papaya (papaya) is the source of this 1119-nucleotide messenger RNA. NCBI's taxonomy places the organism in Eukaryota, Viridiplantae, Streptophyta, Magnoliopsida, Brassicales, Caricaceae. The record is from RefSeq and is a predicted model, not a curated record.
UUCUGGAGCAUCUAUUUUCUUCUUCUCCUGCAACUCUCCUCUCUACCUUUACUCAGAUGACCACCGAAGCUCCUCAGUUCCCGGAUUCAAUAUAUGAUUUCACGAUCAAGGAUUUGUUAUGCUUAGUCUAAAAGGGGAUUUCUGCACUGUGCAUGGAAUAAGAUUGCGAUUUCCAGGAAAUAGAACGAUGUAACAAGGAAGUCAUAGGCGUUAUGCUAAAUUGGAAGGAAGUAAAACCAGAUCGUAACAUGCUUUUUUUCUUCUUGCGAAAAAAAAUAUUAUUAUGCUUGUUCAUCAAAAACCCAAGACGGUCAUUAUAUGUCUGAACCACUACUUGCAGGAUGCGAAGGGAAAUUACGUUCAGCUAAGCACUUACAGGGGGAAAGUCCUUUUAGUUGUUAAUGUUGCUUCCAAAUGUGGAAUGACCAACUCAAACUAUUCAGAAUUGAAUCAGCUAUAUGAGAAGUACAAAGAUCAAGGACUGGAGAUACUGGCAUUCCCAUGUAAUCAAUUUGGUGAGGAGGAGCCUGGAACCAAUAACCAGAUUGUUGAGUUUGUCUGCACUCGCUUUAAGUCGGAAUUUCCUAUCUUUGAGAAGAUUGAAGUAAAUGGCAACAAUGCUUCCCCACUCUACAAAUUUCUAAAAUCAGGCAAAUGGGGAAUUUUUGGGGAUGAUAUUCAGUGGAAUUUUGCGAAGUUCCUCGUGAACAGAGAUGGCAAAGUUGUUGAUCGCUAUUACCCAACGACUAGUCCUCUUAGCCUUGAGCAUGACAUAAAGAAGCUCUUAGGCAUUUCAUGAGUUCUGAGAUCAAAGGUUUAUUCAUAAUGAAGGUCUUGAUCUGGAUUUAAGACAAAAUGUUGUAUUUAUAGGCUACUACCAAUAUGCCAUGAAAGAAGCUGUUUAACACUUGCAGACAGCUGGAGAUCUGAAGUGUAUUGUAAGAGUCAUAGGUACUCCUCUUUAAUAAUGGCAGUUGAACAUUGGUCUUUGGGCUGUUAUUAGAUAGAAAUGAAAUUCUUUGUUUCCCACUUCCCCCUUCUCCUCAAAAAUGUGAAAAGCAAGAGCAGUUAAUGUUGAACCCAUUUGAUUCAUUGAUGAUCUCAUUUUUCUAAGGAAAA